UUUACUACCUGACACAUUAGUCAACACACAGUCGUUGACUAAUGCUGAAUAGGGUUGACCUUUUUUAAACUGACCGGAAGAGGCCUAAACAGAUCCCAAAUUUUAGGGUUUUUGAUGGCGGAGGGAUUGGGAGGCGCUGCUCCACCAUUGCCGACGGAUCAAACAGGUAUCAGCUUCCACGAUCAGCUAUGGCUCAGCACAUACCCUCUCGAUCGCAACCUCGUCUUCGAUUACUUCGUCCUCUCGCCCUUCUACGAUCGCUCUUGCUCCAACGAGCAGCUGCGAAUGCGCUCCGUCCAUCCCCUCGACAUGACCCAGCUGUCGAAGAUGACUGGAGUGGAGUACGUGCUGCUCGAAGCCCAGGAGCCCAAUCUCUUUGUCCUCCGCAAGCAAAAGCGCGAGAGCCCGGACAAAGUGUCGCAUCUCUCGGCCUACUAUAUCCUCGACGGCCAUAUCUAUCAAGCACCCCUGCUCUACAGCGUUGUUUGCAGCAGAGUGGCCCGAGCUGUGCAUCACAUCUCCGCUGCCUUCUCCCAAGUCUCGGCAAAGCUCGAGAAGAUUGGCUAUGACGACGAGAAUGAACACGAGAGCGAUACCUCCGGCCGUGUCGAUCUCAAGGAAGUCCUCCGGAUCGACCAGAUACUGGGAAAUGUUCUUCGCAAGCUUCCUCCGGCUCCUCCUCCUCCUCCAAUGCCCACACCACCCAGUGGUGUCCCCGAGCAGCCCCAAGACUCGCAACCAGAGCAGUCGACCGAGCAGGGCCCUCCCACCAAGAAAGCAAAGGUUGAGAAACGUUGAGCUUCCGUUUGUUAGGAUGGCGAGCCGUGAAACUCCACAUCUGAGACGUCCGUCUCCUCCGGAUGUGCCUCUGGAACCGGUGCUAAGGCGGCGAUGUAGCCGGAAGCGGCGUCACCUUUGUACCCGACUCGUGAUAGCCACUGUGAAACGUCCCGCAUCUUUGGCCGGUG
This is a messenger RNA of Selaginella moellendorffii, 968 nucleotides long. Its product is annotated as mediator of RNA polymerase II transcription subunit 6. Lineage: Eukaryota; Viridiplantae; Streptophyta; Lycopodiopsida; Selaginellales; Selaginellaceae. Gene Ontology annotation, cellular component: mediator complex; core mediator complex. The record is from RefSeq and is a predicted model, not a curated record. Gene Ontology annotation, molecular function: transcription coactivator activity. The coding region runs from base 115 to 798 and encodes 227 amino acids. The transcript is spliced from 5 exons. Gene Ontology annotation, biological process: regulation of transcription by RNA polymerase II.